AUGGAAAUCGUUUGCAUUCUUACCCAUCUACUUUUAUAUCUCCUUGCACUUGCACAGGCGGUUGGGUCGUUCAAUAUUCCUGGCAGUGAACUGUACGUGAAUGGAACUCGCAAUGAAGUUGGGCUCAAUGAAUCUCUGGUAUCUGACAAUGGCAAGUUUAAGGUUGCUUUUUGGAAUCGUAAAGGAUCGUUGGACCAUUAUUUGACAAUAUUGUUUAACUUCAAUGUUAUGGACACCGACACCAUAACGUGGGCUUUGCCGAAUGCAUGCCAUAAACGAUCCUGCAAGUUGAUACUCCAUCGUAAAAGAGGGUUGGUCCUUCAUGGAAGCAACUGGACCAGCGGAGCCAACGGAAAGCGUGCACAUGUGGCUAGAAUCACAGACGAUGGCAAUUUAAUUGUUCUUGACAGAAAUAGAGAUCACCUUUGGGAGUCCUUUGAUCAUUCUACACAUACUCUUCUUGCAGGACAAAAGAUGAAAGUAAACCAAAGCCUCUAUGGAUGGUAUACACCAGACUAUAAUACGAGUUUCAUGAAUCUUCGGAUGGACAGAGACCUUGGCAUUGGUAUGUAUUACACUACUACACAUAUUUAUAAUCCUUUGAGUUAUGUUUACUUUUCAAUCAAAACAUCUAUGUGUGACGAAUGCUUGUACGCCCAACUCGAUCAUGGUGGAAGGUUCAAUCUUGUUCUCGAUGGUCCUCAACCUCGGAUUCUUGCUUACUGGAACUCCCUUUAUUAUGCGAAUACAUCUUUUGUCCAUAUGGUGUCUUUGGACAAUAUGGGGAUUCCUGGUAUGUACAGCUGGGAUGGGAACAGCUGGCGCUCGUCUUGGGAUAACACCUUUACUCUUUAUCUCCAAGACUAUGUGGAUCCACCCUUGCCAGAUCCUCUCAAGCAAAGAAGAAAACCCAAAUGGGCUGACUUCUUAUUAAUCUUGUUUCCUGUAGGAAUUAUUAUACUGGGUGUUGGGUUGUUGAAGAUAUUUAAAAAGCAAGGGAAGUCCAUGUCCUCGCCCUUUUCUGAAUAUGCUAGUGAUCCUACAAGGUUCAGCUACAGGGCUCUGAAAAGAGCAACUGGAAACUUCUCGGAAAAGCUCGGUGCAGGCGGUUCUGGUUGUGUUUAUAAAGGAAAGCUGAGAAACAAUACUCUUGUGGCUGUGAAGAUGCUGGAUAGAUCAAAGAAGGGUGAAAAGGAGUUUGAAGCAGAGGUGAUGACGAUUGGUUCUAUUCACCACGUAAACCUUGUAAGCCUCAUUGGCUUCUGCAGCGAGGGAAACCAUCGAAGACUGUUAGUAUAUGAGUACAUGGAAAAUGGGUCUCUAGACAAGAACCUCUUCAGCACUACAUCUGUCCUUCCAUGGCCUCUACGCUUCAACAUUGCUCUUGGCAUCGCAAGAGGAAUGAAUUACUGUCAUGACUAUUGUCGAUCGCGUAUUGUGCACUGUGAUUUGAAGCCCCAGAAUGUCCUUCUCGAUGCCCACUUGCUUCCCAAAAUAUCAGACUUUGGGCUGGCGAAGCUCAUGUCGAGGGAACAAAGCUGCACUCUCACAGUUUUAAGAGGAACGAGGGGCUAUCUAGCACCAGAAUGGAUUGUUGAUGUUCCCAUCACUGUGAAAGCAGAUGUGUAUAGUUAUGGCCAAAUGUUGUUGGAGCUCGUCAGUGGAAGAAAAAACUUCAUUCCCACUGCAAGCCCCGGAAAGCAAUAUUAUCCUUCCUGGUCCUUGAAGGAGAUGCUGCAGGGAAAUAUUGAGAGUGUGUCAGAUCCUAGGUUUGGCGGUAAGGUUGAUCUUGAUCAAGUGGAAUUGCUGGUGAAGGUGGCAUUUCGGUGCAUUGAAGGAAAUAGUUUCUCUAGACCUUCCAUGGAAGAAGUGGUACAAAUGAUAGAAGGGUCCAUGAAUGUAUCGAUGCCCUCAAAUGUCAAGGUAAAUCUUUUAUCAGAGAGCGAUGAUUCUGAGUGA
This is a messenger RNA of Cryptomeria japonica (Japanese cedar), 1959 nucleotides long. Its product is annotated as G-type lectin S-receptor-like serine/threonine-protein kinase SD2-5. The record is from RefSeq and is a predicted model, not a curated record. Lineage: Eukaryota; Viridiplantae; Streptophyta; Pinopsida; Cupressales; Cupressaceae. The coding region runs from base 1 to 1959 and encodes 652 amino acids. Gene Ontology annotation, biological process: protein phosphorylation. The transcript has a single exon. Gene Ontology annotation, molecular function: protein kinase activity; ATP binding.